AUGGCGUCCGGUCUCUUCUUCGAUCCCCUCGUGGCCCUUCGCGCCGCUCCCCUCGUCUCUACUACGUGCUCCCUCCUCUACGCCUGGGAUCAGCACUUCUUCCUUGGUCUGCUCAACCGGCCAGAGAACCGCGCCACCAGCAAACCCCUCCUUCAAUCCUACUUUACCACCUUCUUCCACCGCGGCCUUCCCUUCGUGGUCAGCCUCGUCGCCGUCUCAACCUGGACCGGCGUCGCCAACCUGUACAUCCAGCGGCCGGCGCUGCAGGCCCGCGGCUCGGUCUGGUGGUACGUGUCGGGCACGGCGCUCGCCGUGGGCCAUCUGCUGUUCGUGCCCUGGAUUGCCCCGAGCUGUCAGGCCAUCAUGGAGGGCACGGAUGUUAACCGGAGCCUCGAUGAGUGGCUGACGGUCAACUCGCGUCGGAUGCUUUCGGUCGAUUUGGCUGCCUGGGCUGCCUUUGUCGUUGCGGCUGUAAAGACGCUGCGUGUCUGA
Fusarium keratoplasticum is the source of this 492-nucleotide messenger RNA. RefSeq lists its product as uncharacterized. Bases 1 to 492 code for a protein of 163 amino acids. The transcript has a single exon. NCBI's taxonomy places the organism in Eukaryota, Fungi, Ascomycota, Sordariomycetes, Hypocreales, Nectriaceae. The record is from RefSeq and is a predicted model, not a curated record.